Elephantulus edwardii (Cape elephant shrew) is the source of this 1083-nucleotide messenger RNA. RefSeq names its product urotensin 2 receptor (gene UTS2R). Gene Ontology annotation, biological process: regulation of blood pressure; blood vessel diameter maintenance; neuropeptide signaling pathway. Gene Ontology annotation, molecular function: urotensin II receptor activity. The transcript has a single exon. The coding region runs from base 1 to 1083 and encodes 360 amino acids. The record is from RefSeq and is a predicted model, not a curated record. NCBI's taxonomy places the organism in Eukaryota, Metazoa, Chordata, Mammalia, Macroscelidea, Macroscelididae. Gene Ontology annotation, cellular component: membrane.
AUGGCCCUCGAGCUGGCCACUGGCCCCAACAUGUCCUUUAACGGCUCGUGGACAAGCCCAACGGAACCCAGCUUCCUGGAGGACCUGGCAGCCACUGGCACCCUGGGCGCGGUGCUGUCGGCCAUGGGCGUGGUGGGUGUGGUGGGCAACGUGUACACCCUGGUGGUCAUGUGCCGCUGCCCACGUCCCUUGGCCCCGCUGCACGCCUACGUGGUCAGCCUGGCACUGGCUGACCUGCUGUACCUGCUUGGCAUCCCCUUCAUCGUGGGCACCUACGGCGCCCAGGACUGGCACUUCGGCGACGUGGGCUGCCGCGUCCUCUUCAGCCUGGACUUCCUGACCAUGCACGCGAGCAUCUUCACGCUGACCGCCAUGAGCAGUGAGCGCUACGUAGCAGUGCUGCGGCCACUGGACUCCGUGCAGCGCUCCGGGGGCUACCGCAAGGCACUGGUGCUGGGCACCUGGCUGCUGGCACUGCUGCUGACGCUGCCCAUGAUGCUGGUCAUCCGGCUGGUGUCCCGCGGCCCCAAGAGCCUCUGCCUGCCCAGCUGGAGCCCCGGCGCCCACCGCGCCUACCUGACACUGCUCUUUGUCACCAGCAUCGCGGGCCCGGGCGUGGUCAUCGGGCUGCUCUACGGCCGCCUGGCCCGUGCCUACUGGGGCCUGCAGCGGGCCUCCCUGGGGCAGGUGCGGCGGCUGCCCAGUCCGCGGGGGCUCUACCUGAUCCUUACCAUCGUCCUGCUUUUCUGGGCCUGUUUCCUGCCCUUCUGGCUGUGGCAGCUGCUUGGCCAGUACUGCCCAGCGCUGCCGCUCGCCCCGGGCACCACGCGCCUCGUCAACUACCUGACCACCUGCCUCACCUACACCAACAGCUGCCUCAACCCCUUCCUCUACACCCUGCUCACCAGGAACUACAAAGAGCACCUGCGCCCUCGCCUGCACGCGCCUCGGCCCUCCGGCCGCAGCAGGACCACACACAGCUUCCCUCAGCCACGUGGCCGCUGCCCGCCUGCCACCAGCAGCCAGCAGGCCACAGAAAUCAUCCUGGUCCCCCGGGCAACCCCCGGGGCGGCCUGCACCUGA